Molecule: messenger RNA, 3245 nt
Organism: Asparagus officinalis (garden asparagus)
Lineage: Eukaryota; Viridiplantae; Streptophyta; Magnoliopsida; Asparagales; Asparagaceae
Exons: 6
Source: RefSeq, a predicted model, not a curated record
AUGGGAAAAAAGAAGAGAAAAAGUGAGAGCAAGAUCUUUAGUAUUGGAUUAAGAUCUUUGAAUUCUGAUCUUGUUACUCCUAAGGAUCAAUCUGAUACCAGUUUCGUUGAAGAUGAUGAAGAAUCUGAUCUCAAUGCUAUGGGGUCAACGGGACCAAAGGGGGAGAAAUUGAGGAAAUCUAUGGCGGAAAUCUUAUCUUCAAGCUCCAAUUCUCUUCCUCUGAGCUCUCCUCCGGUGGCUGGGGUUAAAUCUCGUUUACUCUGUAAGUCUCUGCACUCUGAAUCUCAUAGAUCUGAUAGUCUUUCUUGGGCUGAUGCUAAAGAUUCUGAGGAAUUCCUUUUAUCUCAACAUCUUUCUGCUAAAUCUUCAAGAAUCUUGGAUUCAAAUACAAUACCUGAUCCAGGAAAAACUUUUCCUGUUGAGAAAUUAUCUGAUGUAGUUUCUUCAGAUGAUCAAAAUGAGUCAAAAAAUGAAAAUACAAAUGGAGUUUCUCUGGAUUUUCCUCCUCUAGAGUCUGGCAAAGUCUUGAAAAAUACGAUCCCUGCUAGCAGUAAUGCAAAGAAAAGCUGGAUUAGUUUCUUUUCUGACAAUAGAAAGCUUGGUUGUGGUCUUGAUUUGAAUUAUGUUCCCCCAAAUGAAAAAGAUACAGUGUUUUUUGAGGAGGAUGAAUGGUAUGAAGGUGCAUCUAUUUGGGAUUCUGCACUUAUUGGUCAAGUACUGGGGAUAUAUAUCAAGUUUAAGGCUAUGGAAUCUUUUGUUCAAAAGGUUUGGUCACAUUUGGCUUUACCUGAGAUCUGCAUUCUUAAGCCAGGACUAUUUUUAUACAAAUUUAAAAGCAAAGAAGAUAUGAGGAUUAUUCUGGAAAGUGGUCCUUGGUUCUUUGGAUCUAGACCCCUUCUCCUUAAACCAUGGUCGAUUGAUGAAGAAAUAGGUAAAAGAAAUGACUGCUUGUAUCCAAUGUGGAUUCAGUUUCCAGGUCUAAGACUGAACUUGUGGAAUGCAAAAUGUAUCAGUAAAAUAGCAAGUCUUAUUGGCAAACCUAUUGCCACUGAUAAGCUUACUGCAAGCAGACAGACGCUAGAAUAUGUUAGAGUUCUUGUUGAGGUUAAUAUGUCAUCUCCUCUUCCAGAUCAUAUCUCCAUUCAGGGGCCAAAAGGGGAAAAUAUUACUCAGAAGGUAAUCUAUGAAUUAAAACCUAGAUGGUGUGAUUUUUGUAAACAAGUGGGACAUGAAACAAGCUAUUGCAAGAGGAAAACUGGAAUACAAAGAUGGGUCCCUAAAAGCAAAGUUGUUUCCAAAGAUAAAAAUAAGCUUGAGAACAACUUGAACCCACUUGAUGUUCAUGAUAUUGCUCAAAAAAAGGCUGUUGAUAAAGGAAAAGAAAUCAUUCAAGAUUCUGCAAGUUAUGAUGACUGUAUAAAUGAUUUUCAGACUGAAAGGACCCCUGUGCAUGUUGUACAUGAUAAGAGCCUGAAUGAGCAUAGCAGCAGGUUUGUACAGUCUGGUGUAAAAUUGACUGAAAAAGAACCUAUCUAUAUACAACAAGCUCAUAUGGCUGUGCAUGUUGAUGAAUGUGCACAAAAACCUGAAUCUGGUUCAAAGCAAGUACUUGGUUCUGGGAAAAAUGCUGAUAAUUCUUGGAUACUUGUUCAAGCUCUCCUGGAAACCAAAAUCAAAGAAUCAAAAUUAUCAAAUUCUGUCAAGAGGAUUACAAAUGACUGGAAAUGGUUAUCAAAUGUCAGGAACUCCUCUAAAGCUAGGAUUCUUAUUCUGUGGGAUCCUAGAAUUCUGGAUACUCAGAUUGUAAAUAUUUCAGACCAGCAAAUUACUUGUGCAGUUAAAUCAUUUGAUGGGAGGCUGGAUUGUGUCAUCUCAUCUGUAUAUGGUUUCAAUCAGAUGGAGGGUAGAAAAGAAUUAUGGGCAGAUUUAAUUCAUAUUCAGAAAUCAAUAGGAAAUGUUCCCUGGCUCAUCUGUGGGGACUUUAAUGCAAUGACUGAUAAAGAUGAUAAGCUUGGUGGUGUAGUCCUCUCUGACUCAGAUACCAGGGACUUCAGCAAUUGCAUUGCAGACUGUCACCUAAACCACAUGAAAACACUAGGCUGUUUCUAUACCUGGAAUAACAAGCAAGAAGUAGAAACAAGAGUAUGGAGCAGACUGGAUAGAGCUCUAAUAAAUGAUCAAUGGAUUUCUGCCUAUAAUUCAAGUUAUGCAGAAUAUUUGUUACCUCAAUUUUCAGACCAUUCCCCAGGCCUGAUUUCUAUCUAUGAGGACUGUUUACAAGGGAAAAAACCAUUCAAAUUCUUCAAGAUGUGGACCAAACAUGCUGAUUAUUUGCCUACUGUUUCUGAUAUUUGGAAAACAGAUAUUCAAGGGUGUGCAAUGUACUCUGUUUACACCAAACUCAAAAAGCUGAAGGAAGCUUUGAAAAUACUAAACAAGAGACAUUUUCACAAUAUUAGUGAACAGGUUCAAAGAGCAAAAAUAGUCUUGGAAGAUACUCAGAGCAAACUUCAAAAUAACCCUCUAGACACUAUACUCAUCAGUAGAGAAAAAGAAAAUCUUUCUUCUUAUAACAAGUUGCUAGACUGUGAAGAAUCAUUCUAUCAGCAAAAAGCUAGAAUAGCUUGGAGUGUGCAUGGUGACAGAAGCACAAGUUAUUUUCAUUCUACUGUCAAAAGGAACAGACAUAACAACAAUGUGGGUGUUCUUUAUAACAGUAGAGGGGACAGGAUUACUGAUGGGGGGGAGAUUGUUACUGAGCUUAUUUCUUUCUUUACUAAUCUGUUGGGCACUUCUGUUGCUACUUCUCCCCCAGACAAGAACAUUAUCAAAUCUGGUCCUUGUCUGUCUGAAGCUCAAAUCAGGGAUUUAUCAAAACCAGUAUCUAUAGAGGAAAUUAAAGAGGCUAUCUUCUCCAUGUCUGAUAACAAAGCUCCAGGGCCUGAUGGAUACAGUGCUUCUUUCUUCAAAACAGCUUGGCCUGUCAUUGGUGAAGAUAUUUUAAAAUCUGUAAGGGAUUUCUUUAGGAAUGGCCUAUUGCUUGCUCUGUUAGAACAAUUUGGUAUAUUCAUGAAAACAAAGAAUCACUUUGGAUUAAAUGGGUUCAUGAGAGCUAUCUCAAAUAAGGGAUCAAAAAUUAAACUCUCUGCUCUAUAUGAAGCUCUUGCCCCUGCUGCCAGUAAGGUUCAGUGGUACAAAACAAUUUGGGAUGAUUUAUCUAUCCCUAAACAUUCAUUUAUCCACUG